GUUCUUGCUGCCGUUGGCCUGUCCUCAAUUUCUCCCUUUUGCUACGCGAAAGCAAACUGCUCGAAGUCGAAACCAAAUUCCAAGUGCUGCUCUAUCGUCCUCUUGCGUCGUUCCACCUCAAAACGUUCGCAUCUCCUCCUUCCUUCGCACGUUCAUCCACCACCGAAAGAACAACCAACGCUCGUCUUGGAUACUUCUCAAGCUUUGGGUUCGGAAAUCUUUCUCCAUCGCCCAGCUAUCUAUCUCAUAAUGCCUACGCCACUCCCUUCUAGUUUUGCUUCGGCCGCUGCUGGCAACACUGAUGCCUCUCGAAGAGGUGAUGGAACUGCCAGUGGAGAAUGGGCUCGAAACCGCAUGAACGGAGCAACACAAACCUUCCGCCGUCCGUCCGUGGCGACUAAUCCUUCCCACGGCCGGGAUACUAGCCAGCCCGCAUCCGCUACGACUCCUACGGCCGGUACUUACACUCCCCCACAUAUGCUCUCGAAUUACCAGUCUAGCGCACUCCGCAACGGGGCAACCAAUGACACUCGGUAUUCCAAAGAUCAGCUGUUAGAACUUUACAAGGCUCAACGGGAGACAGGUAUAUUGGGUAAGAAUCUCGCAGAAUAUCUCGCCGCCGACUGGAAUCCGCAGGUAGAGGCAGCCGCUGCCAACGGCGCUUGGGGCAGGCGGGAGGAUUCGAAAGAUAAUCCCUCUGGGCCUGGGGUGUGCUGGGAUCACGGAGGACAGAUGGAACCGUUGAGCCUAAUGGACAUGACUGAUGAGGAGAAAGAGUUGUUUUCUCUCUCAGUGAACUCCCCACUGAAGCCACCACCCACGAAUGUUCCCAAGGAUAACACGGGCACUACUCCGGGAGGACGCAAGGGGUCGAUUUCUCAGGGUCACAUGAACAAUUACAACACCUCGUCCCCGAGCUCGAAUCGACCUGGGCCCAGGCGUCGGGAGACCGGCGAUUCGAUCGGCAACCCUAUGUCUCCUACAACGGGCGGUUCUCGAUUCUUCCGUGACGAGCCGAAUACUUCUACCCCACCCCCGUCGCUCCUACGUCGCAAAACCGAUUUUCGAGAUACGUCGUCCACCGCCCGGUGGGAGGAGAAAGAGAAGGAAUCGGCUCGGGACGUUACCUCGGAGGCCUCCUCUCCGUUUAAUUCCCUAAAGCGCAGUUCGACUAAUCCGCUGAGUGCAGCGCCGGGGACAACAAGUUCGCCGUGGGGCUCGGCUUCGCAAAAUGCCAGCUUCUCGCCCAUGGGGGCUUUUGGGGCGUUCUCUCUCGGUACGAAUCCCACGGAGAAAAAACCAGGCUUUGGCAGUCUUCGCGGCGAAAGUCGCCUGAAGGGCCUCUUCUCGAAGGAUAGCUCGGAGGAUAUUUCAGCUUCGGUGAAGGAGAAGCCGUCCCUGAGCAACCUGGAGCGUUUGGCAGGUGAGGGUGAGCAGCGCUCGCAGUCGCCUUGGGGGGAAACUCUCAAGACCCGCACGGGACGAAGUGAGACGAACCCAUUUCAGGAGGAACCUCGGAGCGGGAGUGCUGCGCUUGGGGGGUCUCAGGAACUUCCAUCUCAGAGCGCUGACUCGACUGGAUUCGCCGCGUUUGGAAUGACGUCCAGUAUUCCUGGCUUUCGAGAGCUGAUCCAGAGCCACGAGAACUCGCGUAACCCCACCCCAAGUUUGCUCCAAGGUCAUGAGCCAACCAGCCCGACCAAUACAAACCCGUAUCAAAGCCCCCAUGGUGACAGAGGAGACGCCGAUGAUGUUGAGACCGACGGCUCUGAUAUCCAAACCUCGCACCAUCCUGGCCUCACUGGACUGCGUGACACUACCGCGUUUGGCUCGGUCAGACGAGUCGGGUCGGGCAUGGAUUUGCCCUCGAUCGAUCGGAGCGCAACUUCCAGCGUUGCCGGAAACCGCAGCUUCUCCAGCUUGGGUGGUCUGGGUGGCCUCCCCUCGAUUGGAGGAGCGGCUGGAUGGCCUGCAAGCGGUGCCAUUGGUACUCCAACUCGAGAACGAUCUGCUUUUGGCGGCGGCGGCUUUGGCGAUCCUAUCUUUGGCACGAUGGCUGAUCUCCAGUCCCCUAGUCUAUCGACCCUGGGAGGGGGUGGCCUCUUCAGCCCUGGCAUCAGUGGCACUGGCAGCAUUGGGCGCUCUAGCAAGUUAGGAUCUCUCUUCCCCGCCGCGAUGCAGGAACAGAUGCAAGGCGAUCAAGCACGGGCUGAUCUUGGCAGCCUGGACGACGGCUCCCGGCAACCAGGUAUGAUCCUCCAGCGGCCAACAGCGCCACAUGAUUUACUAACCCACGGAGAAGAUCCCCAGCAGGUCGACAAGUCUGGCCAAACCAACCCGCCCACAACUACGUCUACUUCCCAAACUCCUGUCUCUGCCGUUGGUUCCAUCCCCACUUCCAUGGCUCCUGAUGCACCUCAGCCCAGUCAGACUCCUGGGCAACCGGGAGGCAAUGCCGGCUCCGUUCCUCCUGCCCAACAGCGUACUAUGGUGAUGCCAGAUCGUAUGCGCUGGAUUUAUCGCGACCCACAGGGGAACAUCCAAGGUCCUUGGACAGGGCUUGAGAUGCACGAUUGGUUCAAGGCAGGUUUCUUCAGCCCUGACCUGCAGAUCAAGAAGCUCGAGGACCCAGAAUUUGAGCCUCUGGCUCAGUUGGUGCGGCGCAUUGGCAACUCGCGCGAGCCCUUCUUGGUUCCUCAGAUCGGGAUCCCUCAUGGACCCGAUCCUAACCCUGGUCAUUGGACAGGAAACACGGCAGGUGCUGCUCAACCUCCCUUCCCUGGCAGCUUCCCCAGCUUUGGUACUACUUUGACCGCCGAACAGCAGAAUGCCUUGGAGCGUAGAAAGCAAGAGGAGCAGUACCUGAUGGCCAGACAGAAGGAACAUCUCGCGCAGCAACAGGCCAUGAUGAAGCAAAUGCAAUUCCAGGGGCUCCCCCCCACUAUGCACCCCCAUCAGCUCCAGCAUCAUUCGAGCGCCCACAGCCUUCACAGCCAGCCAAGUUUCGGUAGCAUUGCCUCGCCUGUUGGUUUCCAACCGUCGCCUAUACAGGGACCCAUCCAGCAGCAACAGCAGCAACAGCAGCAGUCACAGCCGCAGCCUCUUGGUGGCUUCUUCGACGCCGCCGGUCCGAUAAGGCAGAGCGCGCUGCCCAAUGUUGGUCCUCAGAUGCUUGGGACAGACCUCGGCGGCAGUCAAGAUCAGCUCCCUGCCCUUCUUGAGCGUUUGAACGUCAACCGACCGGACCCAUUCGCCUUUGGCAGCGCAGCGCCCUUUGCCACUCGGCAGCCGGACAACUUGUUCCAUCAACAGCAGGUUGCCACCAUGCUCCAGGAUCGGGCUCAGCUGCAACAGGAACAAGAACAAUUCGACAGCACUCAAGGUGACAGCUUGUUCGACCAACAGGCCCGUGAAGAACGGCUCCGCCAGUUUCAUGCUUUGAGGGCACAGGAAGAUGAAUUCGGCAUGCGCACUGCCGAGGGGCUUCCAACUCAUCCUACUACUGGUCCUUCUCCCCAGCCUGAAGAGUCUGUCCAGGAUGUUAACCUCGACUCCCCCGUGAUGGAAGCGGACCAGCCUAUUGUAGUGGACGAAGAACCGGUCCUCACGCUUUCCCAGCAGGUUCAGAAGGCGGCAUCCGCUCAGAGACAGCAACAGGAGCAACAGGAGCAAGAACAGCAGCAGAGCCAGGCUGCGAAUGAUGCAGCAUGGACCGCCAAGGGUGAUUCAGCCAUGCCUCAGCCGUUCCCUCCUCCACCUUCCGCAUCGCCGCUCCCAGCUCCUGCCGCACAGCGCAGCCGCCAGAACGUUGCGGAAUCACUCGCAGCAAACUCGAGAUCGCAGACCCAGACUCCUGUGGAAGCUCCUGCUACGUCCAUUGCCCCAUGGGCCAAGGAGGUGCAUGAGAUGCCGAAGGGUCCCUCGCUGAAGGAGAUCCAAGAGGCUGAGGCUCGUAGCGCUGCUCAGAGAGAAGAACUGGCUGCCGCUGCUCGUCGUGCUCAACUUCUCGCAGAACAAGAGCGCCUUAGCCAGGCUCAAGUCCAGACUCCUGGUCUCCCUUCGACUGCCAACUGGGCCAGUGCUGGAUCCCCGUCUACUCCCGCGUCCACCGGGUCGGUCUGGGGUAACAACAAGGCCCCGGCCACUGCUACCGGCGGCGCUAAGAAGACCCUCGCGCAGAUCCAGAAAGAGGAGGAGGCUCGUAAGCAGCGUGCCGCUGCCGCCGCCGCUGCCGCCGCUGCUCAGAGUGCAGUCACAGCAGCGCCUAGCCCACCGGCUCCUUCUUCUACUGGCAAGCGGUAUGCGGAUCUGGCUAGCAAGGCUCCUGCUCCUGCUGCUCCUACCACUCCCGUGACUACAGGUGCUUGGACCACAGUUGGCGCUAGCGGUAAAGCCAAAGCUCCUCCCGUUGCUCCCUCCGGACCGCGAUCGACCACCGCAACGACUCCCUUGGCAGCCUCUCCAGUGAAGCCCAAGCCCGCUACAAUCUCCACCCCGCGUGCCGUUACUGUGAACACAGUGACUCCGGCUAACCCUAACCGCGCAGUCGAGGAGUUCACCAAAUGGGCCAAGCUGGCGCUGGGCAAGGGGUUGAACAGCAACAUCAAUGUGGAUGACUUUGUUCAGCAGCUACUUUUCCUGCCGGCCGAAGCGGAGAUAAUCUCGGACUCGGUGUAUGCUAACUCGCAGACGCUGGAUGGCCGCCGGUUCGCCGAGGAGUUCAUCCGCCGUCGUACCUUGGCUGACAAGGGCAUCGUGGACCCCGUCGCAGCCAGUGCAUUCGCGGAGAAGAGUAGCAGUGGAUGGAGUGAGGUGGCCAAGAAGGGAUCGUCGAAUGCCCAUCGUGAAGAGGAUAGCAGCAAUGCCGCGUUCAAGGUUGUGGCUCCUCGUAAGAAGGGUAAGCGGUAAAUGACUGUGAAUAGUGGCAUAUUUCCCGCAUCUAGUGAAUACUUCCGAGAGAUGUACUAGUAGUUUGGCAUUCCAGCAUGAUUUGGUGAUGUAAAAAAUAGCAAUGAGUUUCACGCUUACGUUUGCUUCGUAA
Molecule: messenger RNA, 5041 nt
Organism: Aspergillus pseudotamarii
Lineage: Eukaryota; Fungi; Ascomycota; Eurotiomycetes; Eurotiales; Aspergillaceae
Exons: 5
Coding region: 250-4908 (1552 amino acids)
Molecular function (GO): protein binding
Source: RefSeq, a predicted model, not a curated record